Pollicipes pollicipes is the source of this 2063-nucleotide messenger RNA. RefSeq names its product activated Cdc42 kinase-like. Gene Ontology annotation, molecular function: protein tyrosine kinase activity; ATP binding. The record is from RefSeq and is a predicted model, not a curated record. Gene Ontology annotation, biological process: protein phosphorylation. Lineage: Eukaryota; Metazoa; Arthropoda; Thecostraca; Pollicipedomorpha; Pollicipedidae.
AUGGGACACAGGAGUAUCCGCCCCCUGAUGGCAACUGGGCUGUGAUGUACAUUUGUCUUUUUCACCUUGCUUUCUGUUCGGUCCUGGCCUGAGGUGCCCUGCUUUGGACCACAAAGUUUCUCAAGAUGUCGUUUCGCGGACCUGGGCUGUAUGAGUUUCUUACGGAGGCAGAGCUUCAGCAAUACUACAAUCAUUUCAAAAAUGACUUGAAGGUUCAAAAUGUGCCCCAAAUCAAGUGGGUGACAGAUGAAGAUCUGGCCGUGAUGGGUUUGUCUAAGCCCGAGAUAAGACGUCUCAAGAAGUUCUUCGGAAAAUACUGUCCACAAAACUAUUUGUCGAAAAUGAAAAGGAAGCUGCUGGGCCGGCGCGACGACGAGCUGCCGGAGCCGCCGGCGGUGCCCGACGAGUCGCCCUCACGGCAGCGGCACACCAUCAAGAUGCCCAAGCACAUCAUCCCGGCGGACGCCAUCGUGGUCAACAAGGAGCUGGGCACCGGCGAGUUCGGAGUGGUGCAGCAGGGCGUCUGGACCAACGAGGAGGGGCACAGGAUCCAGGUGGCGAUCAAGUGCCUGAGCAAGCAGCGCAUGCAGUCCAACCCGACCGAGUUUUUGAAGGAGGCCACCAUCAUGCACAACAUUGAGCACGAGCACAUCGUACGUCUGUACGGCGUCGUGCUCGAUACCAAUGCCCUGAUGCUGGUGACGGAGCUGGCGCCGCUCCGCUCGCUGCUCGAGUGUCUGAAGGAGCCUAACCUGCGCGCCAGCUUCCCCGUGCUGACGCUGUGCGGCUUCGCCAUCCAGAUCUGCGACGGCAUGCAGUACCUCGAGUCCAAGCGACUCAUACACAGAGAUCUAGCAGCGCGCAACAUUCUCGUGUUUUCCAAGAAUACUAUCAAGAUAUCCGACUUUGGCUUGUCACGGAUGCUGGGCGUGGGCAAGGACUACUACCAGACGAACUUCAACGUCAACCUGAAGCUGCCCAUAGCAUGGUGCGCGCCAGAGUGCAUCAACUACCUGCGCUUCACGUCGUCGAGCGACGUCUGGGCGUACGGCGUGACGCUGUGGGAGAUGUUCAGCUACGGCUUCCAGCCGUGGGCGGCGCUCACCGGCCAGCAGAUUCUCGAGGCCAUCGACGAGCCCAACUUCCAGCGUUUGGAGCAGCCGGACACGUGUCCCAAGGACUGCUACAACUUGAUGAUCAAGUGCUGGCAACACGACCCCAACAAGCGGCCCAACUUUCGCGACCUGGCCGAGAUGUUACCUGAGUGUAAGCCGGAGCAGGUGCAGGCAGUGCAGGCGGCGGCCAGCGAGCCCACGUCGCCCACCAAGCGUGACCGACUGCCAUACGACGUCGGCGAUGUGGUCACCGUGCUGGACAAGCGGCCCGUGGCCGACCACCCCAACCUGUGGAAGGGCGUCACGGCGCUUGGCAAGACGGGCCUCUUCAACCCGUCUCACUUCGUGGCCUACCUGGGCAGCAACCUGCCGUCCAGCAGCGGGCAGCCGCCGGCACCGUUCAGCCGCGGCGAGGCGAAGGCGGCCUACUCGUCCAAGCGGCGGCUGAAGCCGGAGAUGAUCUCGGCGCCGCAGGAUGACCUCAAGCACACCGGCCACGUCGGCAUGGACGGCACCCACUUCGGCGAUGUCUCCUUCCUCGGCGACAAGCGACAGCAGCUGCCGCGGCAGGUGGUGAGCCCGUACAAGCCGCAGGACGACAUGCGCACAGCGCUGCUGACGCGCGCCGAGUCGGACGUCUCGGACCGCGCGCCGCUGCUCGCCACCGCCGACUCGGCCGCCAGGGGCGCUGCUGCAGCGGCCGGAAGCCUGCUGACGCCGUUGGCAGCGGCCCGAGGCCUGCUGACGCCGUGGGCAGCGGCCCGAGGCCUGCUGGUGCCGUGGGCAGCGGCCCGAAGCCUGCUGACGCCGUGGGCAGCGACCCGAGACCUGCUGACGCUGUGGGCAGCGGCCCGAGGCCUGCUGACGCCUCGGGCGGGACGCCUCUCGGCGCCGACCGUGACCCCGCUGAGGGCGCGCAUCCCCGGCCGCGCCGGUGAGGGGCGCUGA